CCCCAAGCCACUCACUGCUCCACUGCUCCAGCGGAAUCCGAAGUGAGUGUGGCAAGUCUCUAGAGAGGACCAAAUCUGUCACCGGGGCCACCGUGAUUCUCAUAGCCCUGACGAAAAUGAGUGUCAAGAAGAAAGAUCUUAUCACCUUACAGGAUCCUGAAGCCAAGUACCCGCUGCCCUUGAUUGAGAAGGAGCACAUCAGUCACAACACCAGAAGGUUCCGCUUUGGGCUGCCCUCACCAGACCAUGUCCUGGGGCUUCCUGUCGGUAACUAUGUCCAUCUCUUGGCACAAAUUAACAAUGAAUUGGUGAUCAGGGCUUACACACCUGUCUCCAGUGACGAUGAUCAAGGCUUUGUGGACUUAAUUAUAAAGAUCUACUUCAAAAAUGUGCACCCCAAGUAUCCUGAAGGAGGGAAGAUGACUCAGUACUUGGAGAACAUGAAAAUUGGGGAUACCAUCCUUUUUCGGGGGCCAACAGGGCGCCUGUUCUACAAUGAGCCAGGAACCCUUUUAAUCAAAGCAAACAAAACAAGUGAGCCUGAAAAAAAGCUGGUUCAUCACCUGGGGAUGAUUGCUGGAGGCACAGGCAUUACGCCCAUGCUACAGCUGAUUUGCCACAUCACCAAGGACACCAGCGAUGAGACCAGGAUGUCCCUCCUCUUUGCUAACCAGACAGAAGAGGAUAUCUUGCUGAGAAAGGAGCUAGAAGAAGCCGCCACGACUCAUCACAAACAGUUCAACCUGUGGUAUACCCUGGACAGGCCUCCCAGUGACUGGAAGUAUAGCUCAGGCUUUGUUAGCGCUGACAUGAUCAAGGAGCACCUCCCUCCUCCUGGGGAGGACACACUCAUCCUGGUGUGUGGCCCACCACCUCUGAUCCAGGCGGCAGCUCACCCCAGCCUGGAGCAGCUCGGCUAUACCAAGGACAUGAUUUUUACCUACUAACA
Mus caroli (Ryukyu mouse) is the source of this 949-nucleotide messenger RNA. RefSeq names its product cytochrome b5 reductase 2 (gene Cyb5r2). Gene Ontology annotation, cellular component: mitochondrion. The record is from RefSeq and is a predicted model, not a curated record. Gene Ontology annotation, molecular function: FAD binding; oxidoreductase activity. NCBI's taxonomy places the organism in Eukaryota, Metazoa, Chordata, Mammalia, Rodentia, Muridae.